Molecule: messenger RNA, 1704 nt
Organism: Macadamia integrifolia
Lineage: Eukaryota; Viridiplantae; Streptophyta; Magnoliopsida; Proteales; Proteaceae
Product: protein DETOXIFICATION 49-like
Exons: 1
Coding region: 1-1704 (567 amino acids)
Biological process (GO): xenobiotic detoxification by transmembrane export across the plasma membrane
Cellular component (GO): membrane
Molecular function (GO): xenobiotic transmembrane transporter activity; antiporter activity
Source: RefSeq, a predicted model, not a curated record
AUGUGUCGCUUAAUUCGCUUUCAAGAGACCUGUAAUUGCAAUUCAGAAUCAGACCAAGCUUGCCUUCCUCAUCCCCAGACCAACUACCCAGAACCCGACAUGUCUGCUCCAUUGAUACUCAAAACCCUAACAUCCCAUCCACAACAUCUACAGGAAGAAGCAGAGGAAGAAGAAGUAGAAACACAAUUAGAAGCUUAUGAUCAAGAAAAUCCAUCCGCUACUAAUGAUUCUGCUGAUACAUCUUUUAAUACUACUACAACCCAUCUCUCUCACCUCUCUCUUGCAAUUAAUGAAGCCAAGUCCAUAGCUAACAUAGCUCUCCCCAUGGUCCUUACAGGCCUCUUACUUUACCCACGCUCCAUGAUCUCCAUGCUCUUCCUUGGACGCUUAGGCGAUCUCGCCUUAGCCGGUGGUUCAUUAGCCAUUGGCUUCGCGAACAUCACCGGUUACUCCAUACUCUCUGGCCUCGCCAUGGGAAUGGAACCCAUAUGUGGCCAAGCCUUUGGUGCCAAAAAACACACUCUCCUCGGCCUCGCCUUACAGAGAACUAUCCUUCUCCUUCUUGUCACCUCAAUCCCAAUCGCCUUCCUUUGGUUAAAUGUGGAAAGAAUUCUCAUUUAUUGCGGCCAAGACGCAGACAUAGCUAAAGAAGCCCAAUCCUACAUUCUCUAUUCUCUCCCGGACCUCCUUGCUCAAUCACUCCUCCACCCACUUCGAAUCUACCUUCGAAGCCAAUCCAUAACACUACCCUUAACUUACUGUGCCACUUUAGCAAUCCUUCUUCACAUACCCAUCAAUUAUCUUCUCGUCUCAGUACUCAAUCUUGGAAUCAAAGGCGUGGCUUUCAGCGGCGUUUGGACUAAUUUCAACCUCGUGGGUUCUCUAAUCCUCUAUAUCUAUAUCUUCGGUGUAUACAAGAAGACCUGGGGAGGUAUCUCUUGGGAAUGCUUAGAAGGAUGGAAAUCACUCCUCAAUUUGGCCAUUCCAAGCUGCAUUUCAGUCUGUUUAGAGUGGUGGUGGUAUGAAAUCAUGAUUCUUUUAUGUGGGCUUCUAUCAAAUCCAAAAACAACAGUGGCAUCUAUGGGAAUACUGAUCCAAACUACGGCCUUAAUCUACAUAUUCCCAUCUUCUUUAUCCUUCAGUGUAUCCACAAGGGUGGGUAAUGAAUUGGGCGCAAACCGGCCGGGGAAAGCUAGGCUCGCAGCUCUCGUGGGUCUAUUGUUUAGCUUCUUAUUGGGAUUUUCAGCAUUGAUGUUUGCAUUGGCGGUGAGAUCAGUUUGGGCGAGGAUGUUUACAUUGGAUGCAGAGAUCAUUGGAUUGACUACCAUUGUUUUGCCUAUAAUUGGAUUGUGUGAGCUUGGGAAUUGUCCACAGACUACAGGGUGUGGAGUAUUAAGAGGAACUGCGCAGCCAAGGGUGGGAGCUAAUAUAAAUUUGGGUUCUUUUUAUCUGGUUGGGAUGCCGGUGGCAGUUGGGUUGGGAUUCUUUGCUGGUUAUGACUUUAAAGGGUUGUGGUUGGGACUCUUGGCGGCUCAAUUCUCUUGCAUGGUGAUCAUGAUAUUAGUUCUGGGUAGAACAAAUUGGGAUCUGCAAGCCCAGAAGGCGCAAGCACUGACCGGAGCUGAGGAAGAGAAGCCAUUCAAGGAUGGAGAGAAGGCUUCCUCGGACAAUAUUAUUAUAAAAAUCAAGGACUCACCAGUGUAA